This is a messenger RNA of Sphaeroforma arctica JP610, 762 nucleotides long. RefSeq names its product 60S ribosomal protein L11. Gene Ontology annotation, cellular component: cytosolic large ribosomal subunit; ribosome. Gene Ontology annotation, molecular function: RNA binding; structural constituent of ribosome. NCBI's taxonomy places the organism in Eukaryota, Ichthyosporea, Ichthyophonida. The coding region runs from base 130 to 672 and encodes 180 amino acids. Gene Ontology annotation, biological process: translation. The record is from RefSeq and is a predicted model, not a curated record. The transcript has 4 exons.
CCAUUUGGGCGCAGAACCAGUGAGCACGAACAAAGUUGUGAAUCAUUUUGAAGGUGGUAUUAGAACUCACUGCGGAUAAAGCUCUCUGUCUUUUUUUAGUUUAGCGUUUCUCUCUGGACUAAUUGCAAAAUGGCUUCCGCUGCCGAACCCGCCCAGACCAAGGCGAACCCCAUGAAGGAUCUUCGCGUCCGCAAGCUGUGUGUGAACAUCUGUGUAGGAGAGUCAGGUGAUCGUCUGACCCGUGCCGCCAAGGUACUAGAGUCUCUUACCGGACAGGAACCCGUUUUCUCAAAGGCCCGAUACACUGUGCGAUCUUUCUCUAUUCGUCGUAAUGAGAAGAUUGCCGUGCACGCCACCGUACGUGGACCCAAGGCGGAGGAGAUCCUCGAGAAGGGACUUAAGGUUCUCGAAUACGAGUUGAAGAAGAGCAACUUCUCGCAGACCGGUAACUUCGGAUUCGGUGUACAAGAACACAUUGACUUAGGAAUUAAGUACGAUCCCAGUAUUGGUAUCUACGGUAUGGACUUCUUCAUUGUUAUGGGCCGCCCCGGAUAUUGCAUUGCCAAGCGCAAGCGCAAGAACAACAGAGUUGGAUACCCUCACCGUUGUACAAAGGAAGAGACCAUGAAAUGGUUCCAACAGAAGUUCGAUGGAAUCAUCCUUAACAAGUAGAUUCAUAACAACUCUGGUCGGGCGUGCUGGAUGAUUAUAGCGAGCAUUCUGUCAGCUGCAGCAAUAAAAGUUCAUGUGGGUCAGUAAACA